Messenger RNA from Microplitis mediator, 4165 nucleotides. RefSeq lists its product as uncharacterized. The record is from RefSeq and is a predicted model, not a curated record. Bases 84 to 4031 code for a protein of 1315 amino acids. NCBI's taxonomy places the organism in Eukaryota, Metazoa, Arthropoda, Insecta, Hymenoptera, Braconidae. The transcript is spliced from 2 exons.
UAAUUCAUUAUCGACAUGAUUAUUUAUACAGACGAUUUAAAGUCCACCAAAAUAGAUCUGAUGGUGGGCUGCGAGUGGUUAAUAUGAAUGGAAACCAAUCCUGUAUAUCUAAUACUAAAGUAAACAGAAUUUCGAAUACUGAUAUAAAUUUAAAUAAUGGAUUCACUUGUGAUAAAUACGAUCCAUAUGUGGACGUACUUCGUACUCUAUUUGUCCCGAGUGUCGACAAGCGAAUUUGUGAAUUACUCGAAUUAUUUGUUUGCGAUAAAAAAGAUACACCGACAUAUUGGGAAAGGUGUCUAAAUAUUGUCGGGACGAUAAAAUAUGAAGUGGGGGUCGUCCAAAAUUGUCUUAAACAAGUUUUCUACUAUUUUGUAAACAACGGGCUGGUAAAUUGUGUCAUCAACACUCUGGUGUUGAGCAAUCGGCUGAACAAAGUCUGCCGCGAUCUGGACACUUUGGGCGAAAAAAAUAUUCUGCGAUACGCGAACGCAGUGAGUUACGUUACCGAAAAAAAUUACUGGCGUUUAUCAAAAAAUUCUGCUUCUAUCGCAUCGAGAGUUGAAGUCGAAGUCGGCUCCACUUUAGCGGCCUCCCCUAAUUCCAGUUCUACGCCUCGGGAUUCUGAUGCCAAAUAUCCAAAACGCAGCAGUAAAAGGAGAAGUUCGAAUUUUGAAAAAAGUUCUGACAGAAGUUCUUGCUCCUGUUCUUGUUCCAAUGGCGAGUUGCAGGAAAAUUGCGAAGAAUCAGAUCCGAGUAAUGACGGAAAAAAUUUGAUGGUUUUAAUCGGGGACCCGCGAAAUUCAAAAUAUUCAAAAAAACGAAAGUCAUCUGUUCCUUGUAAAUGUGAAAAUUUGAUUAGACAUUUUGUCAAAAAUGAUAUGAGUGAGUCGCCAUUGAGUGUCAAGGCUAAAAAUAAAUUAGAAAGGGCAUUAAAGAGCACGUGCUUUUCUUUGAACGAAAUAUUAGAGCCUAUGGAUGCUAAGAAUUUAAAUAAAUGCCGAUUGUUGUGUAAAUUACAAGAAAAUUAUGUUAAGAUUCAAUUAAAAAAACAAGAUACUGAUGGUAAUAAAACUUGUUUGUACACCGAAAGAAUUGAUUUUUCCAAAAACGAUUCUGGGUCUGUUGCAAAUCUAGACAAUAUUCCUGAAGAAAAACCAAUUGAAAAUAACUGCCAAUUAAUUGAUGAUAAUUUCGAUGUCAAUGAAAGUGAUUUGAAAGGUUCAAAAAUUGUAACCUCGACGAAAAUUUAUGAUACGAGUGUUCGUAAGAGUAGAAAUGAAUGUAUAAGUAUCAAAAACUGUGGAAAUGUACACGGUGAUUUAUGUAAAUGUAGAGGACAAUGUUUUUGUGAUCUUGAUUCCUUUGAUGGCGAUAAUUUUAUCACUGCGAGAACCAGCGUUAAAUCUUUGGAUGAAUCUUCAGUCAUGUGUGAUUCUGAACAUUCUUGCUCCUGUUCCCUGGGCACGAGUGUUUCAAUUGACAGCGUAAUUGAAAACAAAAAUUUUUCGGCGGGAAAUAAAAAAAAUUGUUGUUCAAGUGGUAAAGAAAAUUGUGAGGAAAAUAAAGAAAUGUCCAAGGAUUCUAAUAUUGAUAUUUAUAUAAAUAUAAGUGAAAAUGAUGGAAAUGUAAUUUCGAAAAAUUCAGAUGAUUGCAAAGUUAUGAAGUCAAUUUCGGUGCAGACUAUUGGGGAAAAUUUUGAAAAAUGUUGCGAUGGAAUAGGAGACAAAGAAAAGGUCAGUGAUAAAAAGUCAGAGGAAUGUGAAGAAAAAUUAUUUCCGGUUGAUUCGGUUGUCUUUGAAGUUUUGAAAACUAUCGAGGAAAAUUGCGAUUGCAAUGAAAAAGAGGAUUUAGAAGGCGCGAGUGAUGACGAAACUGGCGGAGUUAUGGAAUGCGCGGAAAAACCCGAAGGUAAGACAGGGGAAAAUAUUUCUGAGUGUGAGGAGAAAAGUUCUAAAGAAAAUUUGGAGAAAAAUGAAUCGAGGAAACAAAUUUCUGAGGGUCAUGUUAAAAAAAUAGUGGACAAAAUAGAAGGAAAUAAUUGGGACUGUAAUUGCUCGAGUUGUUCGUUGGAAGAAAAUGAUGAGAAAAGUGAAUUAGAUUGCAUCUGUUCUACAUGUUCGGUGGAUGAAAAAUUAAAUGGAAAACCGGGUGAGAAAAAUGGACAAGUUUCCGAGAAACAUGAAAUGGGUUGUAAUUGUUCAUUAUGUUCUUUGGAAGAAACGAAAUUGGAAAAUGAAAAUAUUAAGAAAGAACCGUCAGUUUUAUUUGAAAUAAAGUCGGAAAAAGAGUCGAAGGAAAAAGGGGAAAUUGCUAAAGAGAUUGAAGGGAAUUUGAAAAAUAAAUUUGAAGUAGAGUGUUCGUGUUCGUCAGAGUCUUUUCAAGUGGAAAAAAUGCGCGAGGAAUUUGUGGAAAAUAAUAAAAAAAAUUCCGAGAAAAGUAUAAAGGAAAUAGUUGCAGAUAAAAUUGAGAAACCGGUUAAAUUGACGCAGGUUGACAAGAAAGAAGUAACAAUUGAUGAUAAUAGAGAAAUGAACGUUGAGGUUUGUGCCUGUAGUGUCAAUUCUGCUGAUGUUUUUACUUCCGCACACUCUGCUUUGACACGAGAACCGGAGGCUUUUGAAACUGGAGCCAAAGUGGGAGAUUGCGGUGUCGAUUGUGAUACGAAUCUGUGUUCGAUUGGAGAAAAUUUAAAUUCUGACUCGAUAAAAAUUGAAGAAAAUCCAAAGACUGAAUGCUCAGAGUCCAAACCUAAAAAAACUGCUUCAAAUUCUGGGAAAAUAAAACAAAAUUUGAAAAUCAAAGAAGAGUCAGACGAAAAUCCGACUGCGGAAAAAAUCGUAGUAAAGACUAAGAGGAAAAGAUCUGACAGUUCAGUAAAAGUAAAAUCACUAGAAAUUGAAACCCCUAGAACUCGUCGGUCAAAUAAAAAUUCAGCUCCAGAGUCUCGGAGAUCUGUCAGGUCGGUAAAUAUUUCAAAAACCUCCAGAGCGUCUUUUUCGCCAGCAGAAGCCGAUUGCGGAAGCUCUAGUUACUACAGAAGCAAUUUUUCUCUCCACAAUUUCUACUUCAACUGCGACUGCAACGAAACCCGUAAUUUUUCCAAAAAAGUCUCAGCCCCGAAAAAUCACCCGCGGGCCAAUCACUCGCAAAAAAAUUACCAGUCAAUACAUUUCGACAAAUUGCAACGUCAUGAGUCCCGUCAGCGGACAAACGUUCGCGCAAUUAUUUCAGCCGUGUGUCGUAAUUUCCGGCACGUAUUUUCACGCGAAACUCUGCAGAAAUUAAAACACAUUUUCCACGUGAAAAUAUACAGGCUUCUAAAAGAACGCGAUAAAUCAACAAGUACCGCUGACUUACCAUAUUAUAGUCGUCAUCAUAAUCAUCGCCCUCAUCAUCAUCAUCAUAAUAAAAAUAAUAGUAAAAAAAUUCUAACUAAUGAAUUUUCAUCCGAUUACGAAAAUUUAUGCCCAGUCCAUAAAAAAGCCCAAAUUUUAUACGACCGUAAAAAGGCAUCGAGAAAUAAUUCAUCAAAUUUUCAAAAAAAAUCAGCGAUAGAAAAUUCAUGCCCGUACUUGGACUCAAAUUCGUCUUCGAAGCAUCACAAAGAAUUAAUAAAUCACAGCAAAUUACGCUGUCACUGCAACGAUCUAGUGAAGAAAAGUUCCCAGUUCGAGUGCGACAACAAAUACGAUGUAUUGAAAAAAAUAAAUUACCAUUAUUAUUUAAAAAAACGUCUGUCUGAGAGCUCGCUGUCUACUUACUCACAAGUGUCGCCAUUAAAUUACCCAAAUAGCAACAAAAAAAAAGUCUCCAUGUCGAUGCCAAUGGAUCCGGAAAAUUCAUCACAGGAGUCACAGUGUCAGUGCUACAAAAAAAUGAUCGCCGCCAAACACUUGGCCGAGUAUUUGCAGUCGCGAUCGCGGUACAGAAGGAAAUCAAAUUAUGAAAAUGAUCGCGGUCAUCAUAAUUGCUGCGGAUCAUUGGACGACAUCAAGUUGUUACAUAGAUAUGUUAAUUUAAAUAAUUGAAGGGACUUUAUAUAUACAUAUAUAUUUUUUAAUUUUAUAUUUUAAUUUUUUUUAGCAGUAAUUUAUAUUUAUUUUAUAUGAAUUUUUUAUUGUGUAAAUAAAAGACGAUGACAAUAACAAUAAAAUAUAAAAUG